CAAGGCGGUGCACUUCCUGGAUACUGGGUGCUGCGUGUUGUGGUUGUUGUACCUAAUGGUAGUACCUGAUUGAUUUCUUUCAAGGAAUGGUUCAUUUACUUCUGCAGCGACAGUGGAUCGGGCCGGUUCGUUUAGCGUUAACUCUCCUCGGACUCCCGCACAACUUCGUCACCUCGGGAAUCAGGCCCGCUCUCUCCUGCUCAUCUUAUUGCCCUCUGAAAACUAGUCAAACCAUCACACCCAUCAGCAGCAGCUGCUGUAACCUCUACAUGACCAGUGUCAAAACAAUGCCAUCCCCAGCAGCAUCUUUUGUGAAGUCCAGAUGCUCACAGUAUCCGGGGUCCAAAAUCAAACGCUUCUCUGUGCCCGACGACAAGGUGGACUGGAGUAAGAGCUGGCCACAGUAUAGCCCCCCCAGCUACACCGACCCUGCUGUUUUAAAGAAGCCAGUGUGGGCCGAUCCUGAAAUUGGCUCUUUCUCGCCUCAGUUCAACACAGUGGAUGGGGGUGUGGACAGGACGAGCUUUGAAGGGAAAUACAAAGUGGAAUCCGGGAAGCCAAUAAAUCCACGUGGGCGCACCGGGUUGACUGGCAGAGGCUUGCUCGGACGCUGGGGACCCAAUCAUGCUGCUGAUCCCAUCGUCACAAGAUGGAAAAUAGACGCCAAAGGAGCGAAGAUUCUUCACUCGGUCUCCAAACGACCAAUUCUGCAGUUUGUGUCCAUUAAGAGGAAAGACUGUGGCGAGUGGGCCAUCCCUGGGGGGAUGGUUGAUCCAGGCGAGCAGGUUUCUCUCACGCUGCAGCGGGAGUUCUCAGAAGAAGCCCUGAACUCACUUUCAGUGCCUCCAACGGAGAAAGCAAAGAUCCACGAACGCAUUAGCAAACUCUUCACAUCUGCAGGGUUUCAAGUUUACAAAGGCUACGUCGAUGACCCAAGAAACACUGACAAUGCUUGGAUGGAAACUGUUGCUGUCAACUUUCAUGAUGACUCAGGAAACAGUGUGAGUGAGCUGCCGCUGCAAGCCGGCGAUGACGCAGGACAAGUCAAAUGGGUUGAUGUCGACUCGUCUUUCGCACUCUAUGCAAGUCACUCCCACUUCCUGGAGCUGGUUUCCAAAGAAAGGAAAGCUCACUGGUAGCCAAAGACAAAAGACUCUUGUGAUAUAAUGAUGAAGGAAAAGUGAAGAGCCUCACAGUGUUUGUCAGUUUUUGGAAGCAUGACACCCUUCACCUUGAAUCCUCCCGCACCGUCAUUGUUGUUAUAAUAAUCCUUGUUGUAAUAAUCAAAUAUGCAUCUUACAAAUUUUACAUUCGUAUAUAUGUAAGCUAUAAAAUUAAUCCAGCAUUGCUAUUAUAAAGUGGAAAACUAAUGAAAAUGACUCAUGAAUUGAGCCAAUCAGAAAAGUGAAAAGGACAAGCAGCAGAAAAUGGAUGAAAAAAAAUGGAUGGACCUGCAAGAAGCAAUCUGGAAUGACAAGUGUCAUCACGUUAUUUCUAUUACCACAUAUUAUGCUAAUUUAUUCAGGAUCCCAUUAACCAAAUCCGACCGUGCACGUAUUAACACAAAGAGCUGAUGAACGUAACACCUCUACACUGAUUUAAGUGUGAUGAGAGGAGGAAUCAGAAUUUUAGAAAAGUGGAGUUUGGCUUUGAUCUUUAUGAAAAGGUAAUGAAGGUGUACAGGAGUGUCCGUCACACGGCGGCCCAGCGGUGCUCUGAAACGACACCGACAGACCAAAGCUCAAAGACAAACAUGUUACCAAGCGAUAACAGACUGUCGACGCAAAAGGCCAUUUCACACUCGACAGCCUGCCUUUCCAAAUGUUCCCAUGAGUACGUGUCAUCUCAGCGAUGAGACGACUUAUCAAUGACAAAUUUCUGCAUGAAAGGGAGCCUGUUAAACCAACACUCACACAUGGACGUCUCCGUUAUCCAAAGGUCAUCAACAACAAACAGCUAACUGUAAAAUGAUUCAGCACUGAGUACUCGCUGCAUGAUAUCUGCUCACAAUAAAACAAGAACAUCUUCCAGCUGAUUCUUCUGUGUUUGUGCUAUUUUCUGUGUGCAGCUAAGCUUUUGAUGACAUGCAAAAAAUACUUGUAAUUGAUUUCAUUGCGAUCAAAUAAACGUA
Salarias fasciatus (jewelled blenny) is the source of this 2131-nucleotide messenger RNA. RefSeq names its product nudix (nucleoside diphosphate linked moiety X)-type motif 9 (gene nudt9). NCBI's taxonomy places the organism in Eukaryota, Metazoa, Chordata, Actinopteri, Blenniiformes, Blenniidae. The record is from RefSeq and is a predicted model, not a curated record. The coding region runs from base 87 to 1139 and encodes 350 amino acids. Gene Ontology annotation, molecular function: ADP-ribose diphosphatase activity. The transcript is spliced from 8 exons.